AUGCCGCCAGUGGGCCGCCGUCAUAAUGCGUUCACCAAACCGCUCUACCAGCACCUACGGGCGGAACUCAUCGUCUUGGCGCAGGCGUUGGACGUGUCAUCGGAUGGAUCGGUCGUCGAGCUGAAGGAGCGUCUACAAAAGCUUCUGUUCGAUAGGAGGGCCGAACUGAUGACCCACCCGGACUAUGAGCUCCUGUAUACCAAGAGGCAGAUUGAAGAUUACCAGAUACUUGACGGGCGUAGAACAGCAGAUCGUGCAGCUCCGCGCCCUGGAGACGAGCUCGAGAAUGGGCGACGCCAGCGCCAGAAUUCUAUAUCUGGUGCAGUCCGCCCACCGCGGGCGAGUUCAAGUCGUGGCCCAGCGGUCCCCAUACAGAUCCCGUCGAACAAUACGAUAUCGCCCCGACGCAACGAUCGACAAUCGCACGGGAGAGAAGAUAGGGGUCAAAGGCAAGACCGCAGGCAACGUGGGCAGUCGAUACCGCCUGUUCAUGCUCGUGCAGUUGAAGAACCACGCCUGGAGCGUCCGCAAACAUCUGGCGCUCGCGCUCAAGCUCCGGUGGCAGGGCCAAGCACGGAAGGACACACCGCACCUGCGCCAGUCGCGAAUGCACGCCCUCCUCCGGUCUCGCCACCCGCGGCAAACAAUCCAAACUCGUAUUUCAUCCCGCCAGACGUUCGCCAGCAGUUGCAGCGACGAGUCCAUAUCCAACUGCAUCGGCUGACCGACGCUGCGUGUGCGCAUCGCGAGCCAGCCUCGUCCCUCGCGUUGCUGCUAAAGAACAACUUGAAGGCAAGCACAGCGGCAGCUGAAAUUUCGGGUUCCAAGAGCGAACUUCAGCUAUCGUUCGUCGAGUGGUUCCAAGCCUGGCAGCGCCUGCUGCAGCUGGUGCGCCAGCACCUGCCGCAGCAGCUGGAUGCGUGGCAAGCGCACUUCGCCCACAUCAGGGACGCCCCAGGCGUCACCGGACACGACUGGCCUGUGUGGCGAGCGUAUGACGCCGACGUCCGGAGGCGGGCUAUGACCGAAGGAGCUAGUCCCCGCGCGGCGUUUGACAAAGGGGUAUGGGACGCGUGCUUCGCUGGUUAUGUCGCUGGGGUGGAAGAAGCGAUGAGACUGCAGCAAUCGGCGUUGCAAACCCCUGAGAGGGCGUCUACGCAGGAGGGGCAGGGUGUUCGGAGCCGUUCACAGGGAUCCGGUCCAUCUCGGCCGAAGAAGGGCAAGUGCAAGGGCAAGGGUAAGGGCAAGGGCAAGGGGAUGCGUGAUACGCAAAAGACAGUUCAUCCCGUGCACGCUGGUGAAUCAGGUAAAGAUCCCGUUGCCCAAGCACUCAAGAAGGCCGAAAAGAAACUCAAGGCGGAAGCGAAGGCGAGAGGAAAAGCGAUUGAGGACGCAAAGCAGCAGCAGGCCCCGCCGAUUGGCAGUACCUCUACCCCGCCCGCAGGAGCAAAAUCCACCAGUCGUCAUGGUGGAUCCAAGAAACAGAAAGGGAAACACCCGCAGCCUGCAAGCUCGGGUUGA
Messenger RNA from Punctularia strigosozonata HHB-11173 SS5, 1521 nucleotides. RefSeq lists its product as uncharacterized. The transcript is spliced from 2 exons. The coding region runs from base 1 to 1521 and encodes 506 amino acids. NCBI's taxonomy places the organism in Eukaryota, Fungi, Basidiomycota, Agaricomycetes, Corticiales, Punctulariaceae. The record is from RefSeq and is a predicted model, not a curated record.